Molecule: messenger RNA, 2115 nt
Organism: Zygotorulaspora mrakii
Lineage: Eukaryota; Fungi; Ascomycota; Saccharomycetes; Saccharomycetales; Saccharomycetaceae
Gene: SKY1
Product: serine/threonine protein kinase SKY1
Exons: 1
Coding region: 1-2115 (704 amino acids)
Biological process (GO): regulation of mRNA processing; spliceosomal complex assembly; protein phosphorylation
Molecular function (GO): ATP binding; protein kinase activity
Source: RefSeq, a predicted model, not a curated record
AUGGGCUCUUCUAUAAACUAUCCAGGGUUUGGGAGCAAGUCGCACCAGUACAAUGAUAACGGCGCCGAGCAGUUCGAGCAUGAUGAGGCAUGGAAGCACAACGGGAGCGCACCGACCGGUUCAAACGACUCGAAACUGUACAAGAAAAAUUACGUGAACAAGGCCAGUAGUGCCGGCGGCAAUAAUGGCGGCAACGGUAGUGGUACAGGUACUGCGACCUCGAAUCUGUCGCUCGCGCUCAAAAAUUCCAACUUAAAAUCUGCACCGGAGCCGCAAAAUCACAGCGAGCAACCUAUGGGGGCAGGUGCGGCGUCAAUUCCAGAGCCAGCCGCUGUUGCGAUGCCCUUGGAGCUGCUGCAGCAGGGCCAGAACAUUGUGGCAGACGAAGACUGUCUUGAGGACGAUUAUUCGUCGUGUGAUGAGAAAAACGAAGAGUCGCUCAAGGACUAUAAACCAGGCGGCUACCAUCCGGCUUUCAAAGGAGAAAAAUAUAAAAACGGCAGGUAUAUGUUGGUACGGAAACUGGGAUGGGGUCAUUUUUCGACAGUGUGGCUUGCUAAAGACCUACAGAAUUCUAAGAACACACAUGUUGCAGUCAAAGUUGUCAGAAGUGAUAAAGUUUAUACAGAAGCAGCAUUGGAUGAAAUCAAGCUAUUAAGAAGAAUGCGUUCCAACACGGAACAAGAUCAUUUGGGGUCCAGUCAUACCCUUUGUCUAUUGGAUAAUUUCGUUCACUCAGGGCCCAAUGGCGAGCAUAUAGUGAUGGUUUUCGAAGUGCUGGGUGAGAAUUUAUUGGCAUUGAUAAAAAAAUACGAGCAUAGAGGAAUUCCGAUGAUUUAUGUCAAACAGAUAUCAAAACAACUGUUGUUGGGAUUAGAUUAUAUGCAUAGGCGAUGCGGUAUAAUCCAUACAGAUAUCAAGCCAGAAAAUGUUUUAAUGGAAAUAGGUGAUGUUGAAAGUAUAGUUGAAAUGGUCGAAGCAAUGGAUAAAGAAAAAAAAGACUGGAGAAGGCUUCAAAGACAAGCAUCUGCAGAGUUGACACAAUCUCCGUCUCCAUAUGGUUCUCAGCAACAGGUUUCCAACUUAGCAUCCUCAACAUCUACCGAAUCACCACCAAUUAAAAGAAUCCCAAGUAGAAGGCCAAGAAGACAUACAGUUAUUACGGAGUCUCAACCACUACCAUCUCCUUUAAGUUCUACGAAUUUCCAUGAGAUGAAGUAUCAGUUCUUGGGUUAUAAUAAUAGUUCUGGCACGCUAACCUCAUCAAAUUUUCAAAAUAUGUUGCAUUCCAAAAGUAAUGUGGCUAUUCAAAACCCAUUAAUGAAUAAUCCUUUUACAAUCUCACCGGCAAAUGAUACAACCAAUAACCCAAAUGCAUUUAAAGAUACCCAAAUAAAUGAAGAACAAUUAGCCACAUCAUUUUCAUCCUUUGAUAUAUCACAAUCCGAUGAAGUAAAUCCAGUUGAAGUAGGAAUUUCCCCGAAUGAUUCAUCUGCAAUUAAUGAUAAUAACAUUAUCCAAAUUAAAAUCGCUGAUUUAGGCAAUGCAUGCUGGUAUGAUGAACAUUAUACAAGCUCAAUUCAAACCAGAGAAUAUAGAGCCCCUGAAGUUUUGAUGGGUGCCCCAUGGGGUUGCUGUGCUGAUAUUUGGUCUACAGCAUGUUUAAUAUUCGAGCUGAUCACCGGCGAUUUAUUGUUUGAACCUAAUGGCGGACAUUCAUAUUCAAAGGAUGAUGAUCAUAUAGCUCAAAUACUUGAAUUACUAGGCGAGAUGCCUAGCUAUCUUUUACAGGAAGGGAAGUACGCAAGAAAGUUUUUUAAUUCAAGGGGCCAAUUGAGAAACAUUUCAAAGUUAAAACACUGGCCAUUAAAGAGUGUUCUGACCGAAAAAUAUCAUUAUUCUCCAGAAGAAUCACAAGAUAUUGCAGAUUUUUUAUUGCCCAUGUUGAACCUCGAUCCAAGGAAGAGAGCUGAUGCAGGAGGCCUGGUAAACCAUCCGUGGCUCAGGGAUACUUUGGGAAUGGAAAAUAUAAGUUUACCGGAUAGGAAAUUAUACGAGAGUGGCUCAGAUAUACCUGGCUGGUACCAAGAAGUUACCGGACAUCCAAGGCAUUGA